UGGAGUAACAACAAGAAUAACAAGAACAACAAUAACUCAGUAAAUGUAUAUUAUUUAUAUAAUUUAAAUAAUUUGAAUUAUUAAUUAAUUGUUGAGUUGAAUUAUUUACAAAGUUUAAUCAAUUUUAAAUGAAAAUGGGUGACACACCAACACACCCAAUUGACCAAGAGCCAAUAUGGAUUGAUGAGGCAUACGUCACGAAAAUACUGAAUAGCUAUACAAAUGACAAGUUAAGCGAAGUCAAGUCUUAUACCAAAGCACCAGCCACUGUGAAAGGUGAAAAUUUUGUAGGUGCUUUGUAUUUGCUGUCGGUGGAAUAUGUCACAAAACCGGGAACGGAGGCACAGAGUACUAGUUUUAUUAUUAAAACACGAGUUGAUAAUGAAAUAAUGAGUGAGAUCGAAGAAGAAUUUAACAUGUAUCAACGUGAAGCGCAGUUCUAUACAGCGAUUAUGCCUCAAAUAUAUGAGUUAUUAAAUACCAUAGAUGACCACACGGUAUUCGGACCUAAAUCAAUUUAUGUGGAUGAACGUAUUAUUGUGUUAGAGAAUCUUAGGCCUGACGGUUAUGUGCAUGGUGACGUAAAAGCAGGCUUGGAUUUUCCGCACUGCCAACUUAUUCUAGAGAAAUUAGCUAAAUUUCAUGCUGCCACAAUGAUAUUGUACAAGCGGAAUCCGGAACUAUUUAGUAAUCAUCUGCCUGGCAAUGUAUCCGAGCAUCCAUCGCCUCAUCAUGACCUCUACACUAAUCUAAUAAAAUCUGCUAUAGAGUAUUGCAAAACACAGCCAAAUCUACAACAAUAUUUACCAAAACUGAAGACCUUGGGUGAAAAAAUCAUACCUAAAAUGAUAAAUGUUUUCAGCCGUAACCAAGCAGAUCGUUUUCAUGUUCUUAACCACGGUGAUAUGUGGGUCAACAAUAUUCUAUUCCAAUACGAUAAAAAAGGAGAACUUAAAACUGUGCGCUUUGUUGAUUAUCAGGAGGGAUACUUUGGUUCUCCAGGUAUUGAUUGGAACUGGUUUAUCUUUUCAUCUUGGAAAGUUGUUGUUUUGAAAAAUAAUUUCACUAAGCUAUUAGAGCAUUAUCACACUACCUUAGCUGAUCUUUUACAUAAACUUAAUUAUCAACUAAGAAUACCAACAUUGGACGAUGUUAGAAAGGAAAUCGUUAAUAAGGGUUAUCAUGGUCUCGUAACAGCUACUUGCUUUUUACCAAUACUAAUAAACGAGCAGGAACACUUGUCUGAUCCUUCAAAUUUUUUGUUAAAUACUGAAGAGGCUAUAGAAAACAGACGUAUUAUAUUCAACAAUCCAAAAUUUGGCUUACGUCUUGAGGAAUUUUUUACCUUUUUCAAAGAACAUGACAUUUUAUAGAUCAAUAAAAUAUUUCCUAAGUGGAUGCCAGCUAUAUAUAUAAAAGAUAUAUAUAUAUAUAUAUGAAGAUACUGAUUUUAAUAUGGACUUGAUAACAAAAACAGUAUUAAUUAACAAGAUUUGUAAU
Messenger RNA from Teleopsis dalmanni, 1500 nucleotides. RefSeq lists its product as uncharacterized. The transcript is spliced from 6 exons. The record is from RefSeq and is a predicted model, not a curated record. The coding region runs from base 129 to 1373 and encodes 414 amino acids. NCBI's taxonomy places the organism in Eukaryota, Metazoa, Arthropoda, Insecta, Diptera, Diopsidae.